Molecule: messenger RNA, 1864 nt
Organism: Lentinula edodes (shiitake mushroom)
Lineage: Eukaryota; Fungi; Basidiomycota; Agaricomycetes; Agaricales; Omphalotaceae
Product: aspartic peptidase domain-containing protein
Exons: 9
Coding region: 209-1654 (481 amino acids)
Biological process (GO): proteolysis
Molecular function (GO): aspartic-type endopeptidase activity
Source: RefSeq, a predicted model, not a curated record
ACCUAACCGGACAACGCCAAGAAUUAGGUAAUGCAAUCAUUUAGUUACUGCGCAGUUGCCGAUGGUCUUUAUUUUUCCACCCUUCUACAUAUACCUCAUUGUCCUCUCGCUGGACGAGCAUAGCCCGCUCAUCCCUUUCCUUAUUUCCCUAUAACACGCCCAUUUAACCUUCAUCGCUAUCCUUCGUCCAUUUCUAUAUUCCCACACAAUGGUUCCGUUCUCAUCACUAUCUCCCCUGGCACUGCUGGUCUCGCUGUCGGCUAAUGUUGUUUAUGCUGCUCCACGUUCCUCUCCAUUGUCGUUAUCGAUGAACCUCAGAAGAAGAGCUCCAGAAGCUCGGUCUGCUGAUGAAAUUGGUUCUUGGGCCCAGGCGCACAAGGCUAAUGUGGAGACAAAGUAUGGAAACCCGUCCUCGAAAGCAAAGCGAAGUUCUGGUCAAAAUUUGAUUGUCAACCAAAAAGCAGACUCCAGCUUCUUCGGUUCUGUGGCUGUUGGUACACCGCCAGUGGCGUAUGAUGUUAUCCUGGAUACUGGUUCUGCUGACCUGUGGUUAGCAAGUUCGACCUGCACAGAAUCAGCAUGUGAAGGAAUUCCUACGUUCAAGUCCUCCUCUUCCUCUAGUUUCCAGAACAAAUCGACGGAAUUCUCUAUUACCUACGGUAGUGGCGAUGCUGCCGGUACUCUCGGUGAAGAUAUUGUUCAAAUGGCUGGGUUUUCUGUGUCAAAUCAAGUAUUCGGUGUUUGCGACCAAGUCUCGGAUGGUCUGUUGAACAGCCCUGUGUCUGGCUUGCUUGGUCUCGCCUUUCAGACCAUUGCUUCCUCUGGGGCAUCACCUCUCUGGGAGACACUGGCAUCAAGCGGUGCAUGGGAUCAGCCGCUCAUGGCAUUUCAACUGACAAGAUUUAAUAACGACUCCAAGGCGACCGACCUUGAGCCUGGAGGGACAUUCACUAUGGGUGCUACUAAUACCAGUCUUUACACUGGCGACAUUGAUUACAAUGACAUUCCCGAUAAUGAAGAAUCUUACUGGCUGCAAACUGUCUCUUCCAUAACGUCCCAAGGAAGCGCAAUCACCAUCUCCUCUGGAUCAUCUGCUCUUGCCGCAAUCGACACUGGUACUACUCUUAUAGGUGGCCCUGCAGAUGCUGUCGCCGAAAUCUAUAGCAACAUUCCCAAUGCUGAAGCAGGAACCGGCCAGCUCGAGGGUUACUACAUCUAUCCUUGCUCGACAACCGUCAACGUUACGAUGGCAUUUGGUGGAAAAAGCUGGGCUAUCAGCAAUGCAGAUUUCCAAGCCGAGCAAUUGAAUGAAGAUACCUGUAUGGGGGCCUUUUUUUCUCUGACGACCGGUAACAAUGCACCUGCCUGGAUUGUUGGUGAUACUUUCCUGAAAAACGUCUACUCUGUUUUCCGAUACAACCCAGCCUCUGUUGGAUUUGCUACAUUAUCUGCUGAAGCACUAGCUAUGAACGGUGUCAACGCUGCGGUCCCAAGUGCCACGAUUGGUUCCGCUGCCGCUACUAUAUCUGCCACUGCCACUGCUGGAACGCGAGACGCCAACGGUGCAUCAAUCAUUCAAUCAUUACUCUCAGGUCCUGCUCUAUCACUACUUGUUAUUGCUAUGACGAUGGUUUUUCCCUCGAUAUGCAUAUAGUCUAACCAUGGGAGAGGAGGUCGUAGUUUAGCUGCGAUUUAGAUGCGCAGUUGAUUUCACAGCUAUCUGCACCUCUUCGUACGCUGGGCAGUGGGCCCGGUUUUUUGUACCAUAGAGUAGUGAUUUGGGACUUGCAUCAUUGGACAAUUUUAGCUAUCAUAGCAAUAUUUGCAUGUGUAUUAUACUAAUAAUAUACAUUCACGGUUCUCU